AUGUCCUCGAGGAGCGCAGCUGCCGAGUCACGAUGUUUGGGCGGAGCGCGGUGCAAUGUAUGCGUCGCGUGGCGGUGGGGAAGAACACAGCAGCAGCAAGUAAAGCUAUCAGAGCGUCGCAGCGAGCAGCGCGAGAAGCGAGUGCAAGGUCGACGAUGGCUGCACAGUCGCAGUCGCAGGCACGAGCACGAGCACGAGCACGAGCACGAGCACGAGCAAGGCUGCAGCUCCUUUACCAGCUCUACUCGCGCUUUCACUUCCUCCUCCUCGUGCUCUGCCUCUUCCCCUGCAGCGCACAACGGCGAUGAUGCGCAACAGUCGACAACGGCCGCAACCGAUUCUCCACGAUCUCAGCGACUUCGAGCGCCUGCAGUGCACGCUUCCUCGCUCACUUCGCGCUGGUCCACCGCAAAGUCAGCUUCAAGCGGAAUCGGUCCCAUCCUCUCGCAUCCCGCGCCUGCUCCGUCUGGCUCCUCCUCCUCCUCCUCCUCCCAAGGCAACGGCAACGGCAACGGCAAUGAGGAUCUGUCUUCAUCGCUCGGCAGACACUUUUACCUCAACAAGGCGUUGGAGAGCUACGCUUCUAGACCCAGCACGCGCAUCACGCUCAGACAACUCGUCUUUUUUGGAAGGAGGGUGCUCAAUGAGAGCAGAGAUGCGCCUGCUGUUGGCUCGGCCAACUACGUGCGACAGGAACUGCCUAUCCGCUUGGCUCACCGCAUACGUGACCUGCAGGCGUUGCCGUUCGUGGUGAUGACCAACAAGCAUCUGGGCCAAGUCUACAAUAAAUAUUGGCACGCCUUUGAGACGUUUAGGCGAUUCCCUGCUAUCCGCACCAUGGAGGACAAUGAGGCGUUUUGCUCGACGCUCAAAGCGGCCCUGACAGAUCACCUCACCAUCAUUCCUUCCCUCACGCUGGGCAUCGUCGAAGAGUCGGACCAUCUAUCCGCACAGAGGCUGGAUAGGUUCAUGGAGCGCAUGCUCAGAAGUCGCAUCGCUCGACGCGUGCUUGCCGAGCAGCACAUUGCUCUAUCGGAAGCCCUCGACGACCCAUUCCACUUUUUCGACACUCCCUCGCAAGCAUCGACACCGGCAGCGGCAGACGGCGAGCAUGUUGGCAUCAUCUACACGUCGUUGUGCGUCUCGGACGUGGUGCGCAAGGGCAUCAAGCUGCUCAGGGACAUGUUUGCGAGAGAGACUGGAAGGAAUGCGAGCGACGAAUGGAUCCCCAUCGUGGCGCUGGACGGUGACUUGGAGGCCAGGUUCGCGUACAUACCCGAACAUCUCGAAUACAUUAUCUUUGAGCUGCUCAAGAACGCAAUGUCGGCAGUCAUGAAGCGUCCCAUGGAGGAGCGCGAUGAGAUACCCAUUCGCGUAACCAUUGUGGAAGGCCCGCCUGAUGAAGACCUCAUCGUGCGGAUAUCUGAUUGUGGCGGCGGCCUGCCUGACCUCGUCGAGUCGCUGGCAUCGCACGACACUUUUCAGUCCUGGAGACCCCUCUUGCCGGGCAACGUGGCACCCAAGGCGUCGGCGCAUGCACAUCCCAUCUUGGCAGCGGCAGCAGAAGGCAGGGAGAUGCCACCGGCAUCGGACGACGAGUUGCCAGCUGGUUCGCUGGACGCUACUGCUGCUGCUGCUGCUGCUGUGCCGGCUCCUGCGCCGCGACGAGCGUACCCGGAGCCUCACAAGAAAGCCGACGUGACGUCGGGCGAUCGUGCGCUGAUCGACGUUUUGACCAGCUUUUCAAGCGUCAGAAAGAGGCUGGAGCUGGAGCAUGUGCUCAGGGAUCGACGAGGAGAGCAGAGAAAGUUGGCGCCGCCUGGAUUGGCUGUCAGCGAAGGUUACCGCAUUACGGAUACAGGUCUAGGGAGCAGACAGAGGCUCGAGGCCCUGAAAAGCACAAAGGAGUUCAAAGGCACCGUUGCGGAACAAAUGGCGAAUGCGAGCGCUGCUCUCCAGCCUGCGUGGUUGCCGCGAGGCGACGACGGCACGUCUGCCCACGUCAUGCGCAAAGAGACUGGAUUGGGCUUACCAAUGACGAGGAUAUACACCGAGUUUCUGGGAGGCAGAUUGACACUUCGUAGCGUCGACGGGGGCGGGCUGGACGUCUACUUGCGCCUACAGAAACUCGGAGACAAGCAGGAGCAAAUCGACGACAUUGAAUUGUAG
Messenger RNA from Ceraceosorus guamensis, 2169 nucleotides. RefSeq lists its product as hypothetical. Gene Ontology annotation, molecular function: pyruvate dehydrogenase (acetyl-transferring) kinase activity. Gene Ontology annotation, cellular component: mitochondrion. Gene Ontology annotation, biological process: regulation of glucose metabolic process; protein phosphorylation. NCBI's taxonomy places the organism in Eukaryota, Fungi, Basidiomycota, Exobasidiomycetes, Ceraceosorales, Ceraceosoraceae. The coding region runs from base 1 to 2169 and encodes 722 amino acids. The record is from RefSeq and is a predicted model, not a curated record. The transcript is spliced from 13 exons.